Messenger RNA from Eruca vesicaria subsp. sativa (arugula), 279 nucleotides. The record is from the annotation of a GenBank genome assembly. Lineage: Eukaryota; Viridiplantae; Streptophyta; Magnoliopsida; Brassicales; Brassicaceae.
AUGGUUGGGAGAAGAUUUCCAAGGAGACCUAAGAAGAGACCAAGGAUUAUUCAGAAGAACUGGAUGGAGCAUGUGAAGAAGAAAGGAGAAAAUAAACCAAAUUCGAAGAGGAAAAGAAGGGAGCAUUCGGUAUGUGUAUGUGAACAUCUUAAGGCCAAACUAUACGAAUUCUACAAAUUCAACAGAGAAUCAGGUGGUGAAGUUGAAUACAUAAUGCCAAGAUUGCAUUUUCUUUGUAAAGGAAGGUGUGGUGUGAACGGAUGUUAUGGUGGUGAUUGA